Messenger RNA from Electrophorus electricus (electric eel), 2268 nucleotides. It is a transcript of the gene bbs1, whose product is annotated as Bardet-Biedl syndrome 1. Gene Ontology annotation, molecular function: smoothened binding; patched binding. NCBI's taxonomy places the organism in Eukaryota, Metazoa, Chordata, Actinopteri, Gymnotiformes, Gymnotidae. Gene Ontology annotation, biological process: non-motile cilium assembly; protein localization to cilium. Gene Ontology annotation, cellular component: axoneme; centrosome; BBSome. The record is from RefSeq and is a predicted model, not a curated record.
UGGUGUUGCUAUAGAAACGGCGAAAGCUGAGCUAGGGAUUAGGGAAGAAUUUUUGCGUCCUAUUUAUCUGUCUUCAUUAAAUCAUAGAUAGCCCAUUUUUUAAAAAGCCACGGGGAGCGAUUUAAACUUCUGUUCGCAUGUCUUCAGUCCCUAUGGAGCUGAAAGACAGUGCAGUGACUAGUUCGAAGUGGCUUGAUGCACACUAUGACCCAGUCGCCAAUCUGUAUACCUUUUCGUCAUGCAUUGCUCUGGCAGACUUGCAUGGAGAUGGUGACAACAAGUUAGUGGUGGGUGACCUGGGCACAGGGGCAGGCAACACGAAGCUCAAGGUGUACCGUGGUAUUGGGCUGCUGAGUGAGAACACGCUGCUGGACCUGCCCACUGGCCUGGUGUCCUUCCUCAUGGACCAGCAUGAGCCCCGCACCCCUGCCAUCGCUGUGGCUUCUGGCCCUUUCAUCUACAUCUACAAAAACCUGAGGCCUUACUUCAAGUUCACUCUGCCUUUUCUGGAGGUCAAUACCUUGGAGCAGGAUGUGUGGAGUCAGGCUAGACAGGAUAUGAUCGAUACAAUGACUCUGAAGGAAAUGUUAGAGAGUAUAAGGGCUAAGGCUGACAUCCCUCUCUCAGUCAGAUCACUGCGGUUCCUCAUGCUGGAACCACAGGAAAUGGAGACUUAUGUAAACCUUCACAAGCAGCAACCUAUACGCAGACAGACGGUUAUUACAUGCAUUGGGACGCUGAAGAAGAACAUGGUAGAUGAGGAUGCAGUUAGCUGCCUGGUGGUCGGCACAGAGAGUCAAGAUGUUUACAUCUUGGACCCAGAGGCCUUCACCAUUCUCUCAAAGAUGUCCCUUCCAAGUGUACCUACACUGAUGGAUGUGACUGGUCAAUUUGAUGUUGAGUUCAGAAUCAUCAUAGCUUGUCGCAAUGGGAACAUUUACAUACUGCGCAGGGACUCCCCCAAACCCAAGUACUGCAUUGAGCUGUGCUCUCACCCCGUUGGGCUGGUGAGGAUGGGGAAGAACGUGGUAGUGGGCUGUGCUCAAGAGACUCUUCAGGGCUACACUCAGAAGGGAAAGAAGCUGUGGACGGCCUACCUGCCCGCACCCGUCACAACCAUGGCAGUACUGGAUCUGCCCACACGGGGCUUCCAGGCUGUGCUGGUGGCCCUGGCCAACUGCGAAGUGCACGUGUACCGAGACAAGAACUUGGUCAGCACUAUCAAGACACCGGAUGUAGUGAGCAGCAUUUGUUUUGGACGUUAUGGUCGAGAGGAUGGCACCCUAAUUAUGACUACCAAAGGAGGGGGUCUGAUUGUGAAGAUUCUGAAGAGGACAGCUGUAUUUGAUGAAAGGGACUCUGCCCCUGGACCCCCAUUAGCCCAGAGCAUCCGGCUGAACGUCCCCAAGAAAACCAAGCUUUAUGUGGAUCAAACAAUGAGAGAAAGGGAGAAUGCUGUGGCCAUGCACAGAGCCUUCCAAAUGGACCUUAGCAGGCUGCGGCUAGCAGCAGCCCGCACCUACGUCAAAGCCCUGGAGUCCAGCCUCACUCCUGUGUCAGCCAGCUUGGCAGAACCACUUAAGAUGAACGCUGUGGUUCAAGGCUUGGGCCCAUCUUUCAAACUCACUCUGAACAUCCAGAACACAGCGGUAUGCCGGCCUGUCAUGAACCUAGCUGUCAGUUUCCUAUACGAUGACCGUUUAUAUCGCAUGAGGACGGCCUUCUUUAAGAUACCCCUGCUGGUUCCUGGGCUAAAUUACCCCAUUGACACAUUCGUGGAAUGCUUGAGUGAAAAAGGGAUCUCAGACAUCAUCAAAGUCUUCGUGCUAAGAGAAGGGAAGAGUGUCCCACUCCUCACCGCACAUAUUAACAUGCCUGCAAGUGAAGGACUGGCCCUCAAUUAGGAGCCACAGACCAGAUGGCCUGUUCAGACCAUUAGCAGAUAACAUUGGCACUCUGUGAGCACAGCCACAUGUAGAGGCAGGGGUUAGCACCACUGCAGUACCUGAAAAGAAGAGCCAUGAAGUGCAGGUGAAGAAGCUUGUGCUGGUCUUAGAAGCUGUUAAAGCCAUGUGUAGCGUAGGAGCUCUGUCCUCAGAGGUUUGAGGUAGCAGCUGGAGUACCCGGAUUGCCUGCUGCAGGCUCCUGCGUCUUUGUAAGACUAUGUAGGCUGGUGACUGAUCAUGUAAGAAUGUAUCAAUAGUCUAUGUACUGUAAAGAGCAUUUGCAGUUAUGUAUAUUUGUAAGUAUAUUACUUAUUGUUCUUAA